Topomyia yanbarensis is the source of this 1494-nucleotide messenger RNA. RefSeq lists its product as uncharacterized. The record is from RefSeq and is a predicted model, not a curated record. The transcript has a single exon. Gene Ontology annotation, molecular function: RNA-DNA hybrid ribonuclease activity; nucleic acid binding. NCBI's taxonomy places the organism in Eukaryota, Metazoa, Arthropoda, Insecta, Diptera, Culicidae. The coding region runs from base 1 to 1494 and encodes 497 amino acids.
AUGGCACCCGCAAAAAGCGUAAUUACACACUGCUGCAACAAAAACCACAUUGCAACAGGGAGGCCGAUCCUUCUGGACGGGGCGGUCGUUCCUUACCGUAAGGAACCGAAGAUCUUGGGGAUAACCGUGGACCGUCGGCUCACUUUCGCGCCACACUUCCAACGUAUCAAAGCCGACUGCCGGAGCCGGUUGCGACUAAUUAAAACAAUCUGCUCCCGGCACAAGCGCUGCAAUCGAUACACCGCAUUGAAUAUUAGCCAGGCCCUAGUCCACAGCAAGAUAUUCUACGGGGUUGAGCUGACAUGUUGCAAUACGGAAGGACUUACCAACAUUUUAGGCCCGCUAUACCACGGAACAAUUCGUGCUGCCUCUGGUCUGCUACCCAGCACGCCUGCUGAGGCGGCCUGCAUGGAAGCCGGGAUUCUCCCCCUUCGUUGGGCGGCUGCACUCACCAUAGCUAGAAGAGCAUUGGCAUUUUUAGAACGAACCUCCGGAGAGGACUGCUUCCUGCUACAGACAGCUAACGAGAUCCACCAGGAAUACACAGACGUGGAUCUGCCACCGAUCGCCCGCUUACACCGAGUUCGUGACCGGACCUGGCACGUCCGCGGACCCAACCUAGACACAAGUCUGUCUGCAGAACUGAGGGCCGGCGCAGCUGGCAGUGAAGCCAGAGCCAAAUACAAUCGUCUAAUGGCUACCAGGUAUAGCAAUCACGUGCGGAUUUUCACCGACGGCUCCAAGAUUGGCGAUGAGGUCGGUAUAGGAGUAAGCGGAAUAGGGGAAGGACUCUCCUUUCGCCUACCAGCACAAUGCUCGGUUUUCUCAGCGGAGGCGUCAGCUAUCGCCCUCGCUAUGGUCCAGAAACCGGAAGAUACACCCGUCGUCUUGUUGUCGGAAUCUCUAUCAGUCAUCUCCGCCCUCGAGUCGGGAAAAUCCCGCCACCCCUUCAUCCAGGCUAUCGAGGCCGAGUACGACCCACUCACAACAAUCUGCUGGGUCCCCGGUCACUGCAGCAUCGACGGUAACGAAAGGGCUGACCGCUUGGCGGCCAGAGGGAGACACGCCCGCCGACACCUCACCAGACUCGUCCCAGUCACAGAUAUAUUAGGCAAGUUGAAGCUAAAGAUAGCCGAAAGCUUCGUGCGUCAUUGGCGCAGCAAUAGCGGACACCUCCAGCGCAUCAAAGGCUCGCUCGACCGCUGGACGGAUCGGAUCGACAGAAGAGAACAACGAGUACUGUCGCGACUCAGAGUUGGGCAUACAAAAGUCUCCCAUGCCCACACCGUAUCGCGUGUCCCUCCACCAACAUGUGUCACAUGUGGAGUCCGAACCACGGUGGAACAUAUCUUAGUGAACUGUCCGGAGUACAGUGACCUCCGACAGCACCAUAAUCUACCGAACUCCAUUAGAGAGAUUCUUGCCAACGACCACGCCCGAGAGGAAGUGCUACUAUCUUUUCUCAAGAAUGCGGGACUUUUCGACCUUCUCUGA